CUGUUCUUUAUAGCUGAACUGGCUGCACUAAUCGUUGAUUAAUUUUGACCGUAUAUUUUUGACAUUUCUUAUAUAAAUAUAGAUUUCAUUGAGAAGAAAGUAUUGGCAAUUUAUUGUAAGAAAACUUGUUUGCUUUUUCGAAACAACUGUUUUCAAAUUGCAAUUAUUAUUAUUAUUAUUAUCAUCUUCAAGAACAAGAAUAAUCCUCUUAAAAAGUGACGAUCUGUGUGAUCAACUGCGCAAAGAUAUGGACAUAACAGCUUGUAGUUAAAUAUUGAUUUGUAAUUAAAUGAAGACAAUGGACAAUCUGUCGGAUUUAUUUCAAGGGGAAUUAGACUCUGUUACUUCGACGGACUCUUUCCAAUUUACCACCGAUGAAUUUCAUUUGCGACACCUGUCUACGCCCGAUGUCUCGAAUAUUGAACUGUCUAAGCGAGUAGCUCUAUUGGAACUCGAGAACGAGCGACUGCGCGUCGAUCUGGAAAAUGUGCGGAUCGAUCUCAACGCUCGGAUCGCUGCAAAUCAGGGUCUCAAGGGCAAGAUAACCGAGUUGUUUGUCGAAAUGCAAACAAUAUUGCGGGACAAGCAGAAGCUGCAAAACACGUUGACCGACACUAACAGUCGUCUUUCCGCGGCGGAGGCUUCUGCGAAAUGGUACCAAUCGCAGGUUCAUAUUCUAAUGGCUGGCAAGAAGAGUCUGCAGGUGGAAAUAGACACAUAUCAGGGCAUACUGAAGCAACGGCAGCGGGCAAUAGCGGAUAUAAAUGCCAACUACAAGAAACUGAGCGUUGAAUACACUGAACUCGUGCAGCAGUAUCAGAAGGAGAAGCAGGAGAUGCAAAAUGCAAUGAAGGAUCUGCAAUUACGCAUCCAAUCUAUCGACACGAUACAGGAUACAUCAGAUGGAAAUUCGACAGAUAGUCCAACAGACAUAUCUAUGGUAUUGGAGGCGACUGAAGAAGAGUUGCGAAACACCAGAACUGAGCUAAAGACACUGGAACAAUGUCUGCUAGGCAAUGAGAUGGCCAUGAUAUCCAUGGAGAAUACAUUGAGCAAGCAACGUGUCCUCAUUGCAUCUAUGGAAGAGAACAUACAGAAAUGCGAGAUGGAGAAGAACGAGACCGCCGAUCUAUUGCGGAAGACACAGUUCGAAAUACAGAAGCUGAGAUCCGAGAACGAGACAUUGCAAACUUCUUUAUUGGUAUCCAAACGAGAACAGAGUCAAGUGGAGGAUGCAAUAUCUCAUCUAAAAAUACAGCUGACCAAGAUGAUAGCGCAAUACAAAUUAUUGAAAUCUAAGAAUGCAGAAUCUGAAGAGAAGUUGAGUAAUAUGCAGAAUCUCGCGAGUGAGAAUAAACGUUUGAGGACCUUAUCGCAUAAAGCAAACAGUGCUCUGCUCAAAAAGCUCAGAGAAGAGAAGCUUAAGAUAAAAACUUUAGAGCAAAAACUGCAUUGCAAGCAGAUGAAUGGUCAACUUAAUGAUAUAAGAAACAAAACAGAACAUUCUUUGCGCGAGUGUCUGAAACAAGUUCUGUCACGAAACAAGGAUUUACAGGUGCAACUGAAAUCUGUGACUAGAAUAACCGACGAGAGUAUCGAUGAAGGGUAUGGUGAUAGUAACAGUAUUAACACUUCUUCAAUUUCGCUGGACAUUCCAUCUUUGUCUCUUAUGAACUCGGUAUUGUUGAACAACGCUAUCGACGUUCUCACGCGAAGCAAAGAUUUUGCUUUGCCGAUGCAAGAAAAGUUGAGCGCGCUUCGAUCGAAGAUGGAGAUAUUUCGGGAUCAAUGCGACGCGUCAAGUCAACGAAAGAAUCUUCAUAUAUCUUCCAAUAUCGAUAUGAUUUCUUCGAGAGUUUCCACAUAGUUCAAGACCUAUCUUUUGUUCGCGGAUACGCGAAUAAAAUAUAGCCUUAGAAAGAGAGGAAGAGAGAGAAAUAGUAAGUAAUUAUAUAUCUAUUUUACACGAUAUAUACUCAUGUAUAUCGUAUUUAGUUGAGAAAAUUUAAUUCUAAGAUCACAUAAUUGGCAAAAUAAAACGCAUUUAGUAUUACUGUAUAUAUACUAAAAAGAAAUAUUUAAUAAUAAUACCGUACUUGUAUUACUUGUUGAAGUAUAAAAAAGAAGAUUGUUAAAUGACAGCAUGUCAGUAUUUAUUUGUUAUAUUUUUAAAUACACUAUAUAAAUGUUAUAUUUGUUAAAUGUUAUAUAUUAAUUCUUAAUUUAUGUAAUCGCGUGCAGGAGAUAUUUGGUUUAUUCGCUAUUGAAAUUUGUUAAAGAACUGGAUAACACGGAUGCAAUCUAUUAACAUUGUGUAAUAAAUAAAUAUAAAUAUGUAUAUGUAUAGCAAUAAUAUACAUCAUAAUUAUAUGAAACUUGCAUAAAGCGCGAUAACUGCAUCGAAUAAUGUAAGUGUUAUUAUUCUAAUAUAUAAAAAAUUGCUGAUGUAAUAUACAAAUGUCAGUAUUACAAUAUAUGAUAAGGUAUUCAUAUUGUUGUCAAAAAAAUUUUAUAUAAAGACGUGCUAGAAAAAAUUUGCAAAAAUGGCUGCAACCUGUGUGAAUAUGUUUUAUUAAAAAUAAAAUGUGUGAAACGUAUACACACACAAGAGAUAAUGAAUUAGCGAGUGCGAUAAUACGUAUCGUCAUAUUUGUGUACUUACAGCUACCAUGGAACAAAUGUAGAUAGAAACAGUGUAUAAAUAUUCUCUCGUACGUCUUGCGUAUCUUGUAACGAAACAGUAUUUGUAGAAGCGCAAUAAAUUGCUGAUCUUC
Messenger RNA from Formica exsecta, 2774 nucleotides. RefSeq names its product GRIP domain-containing protein RUD3-like. The coding region runs from base 290 to 1867 and encodes 525 amino acids. Lineage: Eukaryota; Metazoa; Arthropoda; Insecta; Hymenoptera; Formicidae. The record is from RefSeq and is a predicted model, not a curated record. The transcript is spliced from 4 exons.